CGGCGGCGCUCGCUGCCCCACGUCCCGCUCCGCCCAGCGCGCACCGAGCCGGCUGCGCCCGGGACCCCGCGGGGGAGCGCAGGGGACGCGGCGCCAGCCCGGGGGCCCCGAGCCUGAGCGCGCAGGAGGUGGCCAGGGGCACCUGCCAGGCAGAGCAGCCCUGUACAGCGACCCAAUGCAGGAAGACAUGCAGGAGCCCAGGUUCACAGCUGCUGUGAGUGAGAAGCCCAUUCCUCUCCAUUAGCAGGAGCUUUGCGGGUUCUGGAGGGCAGGGGGCGGUGUCAGAGCCAGAGGCGGCUGGAGACCGGCCCCGCUGGGCCCCUGAAUGCUCGAGAGAGACUGUCCCGUUGCCCCUCGUUCCCGGUGGAAGGAGAUUCUGAGACAGUGACAUGGUCAAAGCACGCACCUAGGGCUUGUGCCCACCUGGAGCUGGGCUGAAGCACAGCUGCGCCUUCUUCCGAAUGCACCAGCCCUGGCACCGCUGUAUGCGCAGUUCUGGCUGGAUCACCCUUGCAGAGCUUUCUGUCUCCUCCAGAGAGGGACGUGACGGGCUCGUGGGGGAGCCGUUCAGGUGUGGUGCUGGGCCGCGGUGUAAAACUCUAAGCCCACCAGCCGGCUUUGUGGGGUGGCUGUCCUUGUUCCCACCCUGAAUUCGUCUCUCCGCCUGCCAGCCUUUGCACCUCCUUCCGCCCUUUCCUGCUAGAGCAAAGAGCUGCCAGAAACCUCCCCGUGGCCGUGCUCGGCUGCCCAGCUCAGUGCUCUGUAGCCCCAGCGAACCGUCCUGGUCAGACAGUUCUCAAGCUGCAUCGGGAAACUAGGCAACAGAGCCAUGAGUGAGAGUGUGGAGGGGGCUCCCCAGACAGAUGGAGCCAUGAGUGAGAGCGAGGAGGGGGCUCCCCGCCUGGACAGGAUCGGGCCGGAGAGCGUGGAGGGGGCUGGGACAGAGGAGCUGCAGGGGGACACUUGGUGGAGCCAGCAGCAGACGGAGGGGCAGCGGGGUACCGGCCGCUUCGAGGUGGGGCCGACAAUCUGUGCCGAGUGCGGGGAGAGCUUUGGGGACGACGUGGCCCUGCUGGCCCACCGGGGGACGCCCUGCAGAGGCGCGGCGGCGAAGCCGUUUGGCUGCUCCGGUUGUGGGCGGCGGUUCAGCCGCAGCUCCAACCUGCUGCGCCACCAGCGGGUGCACACGGGCGAGCGCCCCUUCGCCUGUGCUGACUGCGGCCGGUGCUUCAGCCAGAGCGCCCACCUGGCCAAGCACCAGCGCCUCCAUGGCGCCGCGGGGCUCCCCUCCCCGCCGGCGGAACGCAGCUACAGCCGCAGCCCCGAGUUCCUGCGGUUCCAGCGGGCCCACGCCGGGCAGCGCCCCUUCGCCUGCCCCGACUGCGGCAAGCGCUUCGGCGCGGGCUCCUCCCUGGUGCAGCACCAGCGCAUCCACACGGGCGAGCGCCCCUUCCCCUGCCCCGACUGCGGCAAGCGCUUCCUGCGGGCCCCGGACCUGAGCCUGCAUCGGCGCAUCCACACGGGCGAGCGCCCCUUCCCCUGCCCCGACUGCGGCCGGCGCUUCCUCCGUGGCCCCGACCUGGCGCUGCAUCGGCGCACCCACACCGGGGAGCGCCCCUACCAGUGCGGCCAGUGCGGCCGCCGGUUCAGCCGCGGGCCCGGCCUCUUGCUCCACCUGCGCACCCACACCGGGGAGCGCCCCUACCAGUGCACCCAGUGCGGCCGCCGCUUUAACCGCAGGUCCAACCUGGGCCGCCACCUGGCCACCCACAGCACCCCAGGGGGAGAGCCCAGUGCCCAGACCCUCAUGCAGCAGGGAAUCCCUGCGGAGGGGGAGGAGUCCCGAGGGCUGAAGGGGCGGAGCUCGGAGCCUGUGACUCAGCAGGGAAUCCCUGCGGAGGGGGAGGAGUCCCGAGGGCUGAAGGGGCGGAGCUCGGAGCCUGUGACUCAGCAGGGAAUCCCUGCGGAGGGGGAGGAGUCCCGAGGGCUGAAGGGGCGGAGCUCGGAGCCUGUGACUCAGCAGGGAAUCCCUGCGGAGGGGAGGAGUCCGAGGGCUGAAGGGCGGAGCUCGGAGCCUCUCGGGCCUGUGACUCAGCAGGGAAUCCCUGCGGAGGGGGAGGAGUCCCGAGGGCUGAAGGGGCGGAGCUCGGAGCCUGUGACUCAGCAGGGAAUCCCUGCGGAGGGGGAGGAGUCCCGAGGGCUGAAGGGGCGGAGCUCGGAGCCUGUGACUCAGCAGGGUAUCCCUGUGGAGGGGGAGGAGUCCCGAGGGCUGAAGGGGCGGAGCUCGGCGGCUGUGACACAGCAGGGAAUCCCUGCCGAGGGGGAGGGGUCCCAAAGGUGGGAGGGGCGGAGCUCGGCGGCUGUGAUCCCUGCAGAGGGGGCGGAGUCCCAAGGGCUGAAGGGGUGGAGCCCAGGCUCCCUGGGGGCUCCCCCGGGGAAGCGGCACGGCUGCUCGGACUGUGGGAAGGGCUUUGCCCAGCGCUCCCAUCUGCUGGUUCACCAGCGGGUGCACACCGGGGAGCGCCCCUUCCCCUGCCUGGAGUGCGGCAAGCGCUUCAGGCAGAGCUCGGUGCUGGCCCGGCACCGGCGCACCCACACGGGCGAGCGCCCCUUCGCCUGCGGGGACUGUGGCCGGUGCUUUGCGGAGAGCGCGGUGCUGCUCCGGCACCGGGCUGUGCACUCCAGCGAGCGCCCCUACUGCUGCAUGGACUGUGGCCGUGGCUUCAGCCUCCGCGCCAACCUCCUCCAGCACCGGCGGCUCCACGCCCGGCGCCCCCACGUCUGCACUGACUGCGGCAAGGCCUUCAGUGAGGCCGCAGCCCUGGCCGCCCACCGCGGCACCCGGCACGGGGCCGGCAAGCCCUUCACCUGCACCGGCUGCGGCAAGCGCUUUGGCCGCAGCUCCACGCUGGCUCGGCACCGGCGCAUCCAUGCUGAAAGGCCCCAUGAAUGUGCCCGCUGCGGCCACAGAUUUGGGGAGAGCGCCGAGCUGGUGCAGCACCUGCGGGUGCACAGCGAGACCCCCUACGAGUGUGCCCGAUGCGGGGAGCGCUUUGCCCAGAGCCACACGCUGAUCUCACACCAGGCCAUCCACGCCGAGCCCAGCCACGGCCAGAGCCACACUGCCCAUGCCCGCCGGUCCCCCCUUGCCAAGCAUGGGGACAGCGUCCUGCCCAAGUCCCCAGCUGUGUCCCACCAGAGACUCCACACCGGAUAGGAGCCAGGACAGAGCCCUGGAGUCCUGACUCCCAGCAUCCCCCCCCAGCAACCCAUUAGACCCCAUGCCCCUCCUAGAGCCAGGGAUAGAACCCAGGAGCUCUGCUCUGACCCACUAGACCAGGGGCGGGCAAACUUUUUGGUCUCAGGGCCACCUUGGGUUUUGGAAAUUGUAUGAAGGGCCAGAUAGGGGAGGCUGUGACCCUGCCCCCUAUUUCCCCCCCCCCCGAUGGGCCCCUCCCCCAGGACUCCUGCCCCAUCCAACCCUGUUCCCUGAUGGCCCACCCAGGACCCCUGCCCCAUCCACUCCCUGUCCCCUGACCGCCCCCCACCGCCCCAUCCAAUCUCCCCUCCUUCCUGGCUGCUGCCCCUGGACCCCUGCCCCCAUUCAAACCCCCCUCCCCCCAUUCCCCACCCUCUGACCGUCCCAAUCCCAUCCACAGCCCCGCCCCCUGACCACCACUCCGAACUCCCCUGUCCUCUAUCCAACCCCCGCUGCUCCCUGCCCCCUUACCGCCUAGAGCAUCGCACCGGUGUAGCGUAGUAAAUUGCUCCCUGUAACUGCUACCAGUAGCUCAUUCCUACGCGGAGCAGUUUAAUACACUACGCCGGCAGCAUGGCACGCCAAGGCUGCGGGGGGUGGGGGUGGGAGGAACAGCAGGGGAGGGGCCGGGGUCUAGCCUCUGGGCCAGGAGCUCAGGGGCCGGGCAGGAGGGUCCUGUUGGCCGUAGUUUGCCCACCUCUGCACUAAGCCAUGGGUGGGCAAACUACGGCCCGGGGGCUGUAUCCGGCCCUUCAGAUGUUUUAAUCCAGCCCUUGAGCUCCAGCCAGGGAAUGGGGUCAGGGGCUUGCCCCGCUCUGCAUGUGCCGUGGCUCCAUGUGGCUCCUGGAAGCAGCUGAUAUGUCCCCUCUCUGGCUCCUACACGUAGGGGCAGCCAGGGGGCUCUGCCCUUGCCCCAAGCGCCACCCCCGCAGCUCCCAUUUGCUGGGAACAGGCCCAUGGGAGCUGCAGGGAUAGUGCCUGUGGAUGGGGCGGCGUGCAGAACCGCCUGGCUCCCCUACAUGUAGGAGCUGGAGGGCGGACAUGCAGCUGCUUCCAGGAGCUGCUUGAGGUAAGCGCUGCCUGGAGGCUGCAUCCCUGACCCCCUCCCAUGUCCCAGCCCCUCGGUCCCAGCAUGCUCCUGCACCCUGAAUCCCUCAUACCCAGCUCCACCCCAGAGCCUGCACCCCCAGCCAGAGCCCACACCACCCCCCCACACCCCUCAACCACCUGCCCCAGCCUGGAGCCCUCUCCCACACCCUGAACUCAUUUCUGGCCUCUCCCCAGAGCCCACACCCCCCAGCUGGAGCCCUCACCCCCUCCUGCACCCCAACCCCCAAUUUCGUGAGCAUUCAUGGCCCGCCAUACAAUUUCCAUACCCCCAUGUGGCCCUGCCAAAAAGUUUGCCCACCCCUGCACUAGGCCCCACUCCUUCCCCAGAGCCAGGGAUAGAACUGAGGGGUCCUGGCUCCCAACCCCCCCUGCUCUAACCCACUAGACCCCACACCUCUCCCAGAGCCAGGGAUAGAACCCAGGACUCCUGCCUCCCAGCUCCCUGCUCUAACCACCUUGGAGCUUGGCUGAGGGGGCACAUCUGUCCCCGCAGUGCUGUGGGGCUCCAGCCUUUUUGGACCUAAGGGGUGGGCAGGCAGCUCCAUCUGAGUGGGGUCCUUGGGGAACUGUACCUUCCAGAGGCUCAUGUCUUGUGAUACAGAGGCUGUUGGAGACACUGAAUGAAGCAGGUCUAUGUCACGAA
This is a messenger RNA of Caretta caretta (loggerhead turtle), 5012 nucleotides long. NCBI's taxonomy places the organism in Eukaryota, Metazoa, Chordata, Testudines, Cheloniidae. The record is from RefSeq and is a predicted model, not a curated record.